Haliotis rubra (blacklip abalone) is the source of this 489-nucleotide messenger RNA. Its product is annotated as serine protease inhibitor Cvsi-2-like. The coding region runs from base 87 to 410 and encodes 107 amino acids. The transcript is spliced from 4 exons. Lineage: Eukaryota; Metazoa; Mollusca; Gastropoda; Lepetellida; Haliotidae. The record is from RefSeq and is a predicted model, not a curated record.
GUUUGUUUAAUGGGAAGUAGAAGUAUAUAAGGAGGAUCAACUGUAUGAAUACAUUAAUCUGAAAGCAUUUUGCUCAACCAUUAGACAUGAAAGUUACACUGUUUUUCGUCAUUGUAAGCGCUGUUAUUGCUAUGAUCUACAGCGAGACCUGCGGAGAUGAUAGUGACUGUGCCCACGUCACCUGUAGCAGUGGCUCAAGACUUGCCUGCUCUCAUGGACAUUGCACCUGUCUGGUUGCAGCCAAUGCUGGUACCUGCCUGUCAGCCACGUGUACCGCCCGCGCCGACUGCGACAGCUGUCAGUGUAGAGACAGCCAUGCAGGCACACAGAGAAACACUGCUUCGACGGCAAUUGUCUCUGUGGGCGUGGUGCUUCUGGACCUGGUGGACCAGGCGUGUGAAGGCAAAUAGAGAUGGAGAACGCACAUGGAAAGUAUUCGUACCAUAUGGAUACAUACAUGUACACUGUUAAAUAUACCUAUUUGUACAA